Molecule: messenger RNA, 3528 nt
Organism: Fonsecaea erecta
Lineage: Eukaryota; Fungi; Ascomycota; Eurotiomycetes; Chaetothyriales; Herpotrichiellaceae
Exons: 4
Coding region: 1-3528 (1175 amino acids)
Biological process (GO): protein transport to vacuole involved in ubiquitin-dependent protein catabolic process via the multivesicular body sorting pathway
Cellular component (GO): ESCRT-0 complex
Molecular function (GO): protein binding
Source: RefSeq, a predicted model, not a curated record
AUGCCUGCGGUACCGUUCAAAGUCAAGGCGAUCUUCGAAUACAGAUCAGACGAGCCUGAUGACCUCAACUUUGACAAUGGCCAGAUAAUUACGGUUACAGAAGAGGAGGAUGCAGAUUGGUAUACAGGGGAAUACGUGGAUGCCUCCGGAGCGAAGCUUCAGGGCCUGUUCCCCAGGAAUUUUGUCGAGAAGUACGAACCGCCCAUUCCUUCGCGUCCGGUGCGUGCCCCCCGGCGUGCUCCCGUUCCAGAGCCCUCCGAGCGUGUCCCAGAGCCUCCGGCGCCAGAACCAGUCCCUCCGCCAACCGAGAUAUCUGAACCUGUGCAUGAGGAAGAGAAAGCGUCAGUACGAGAGCCGGCCGAGCCAGCGAGAUCAGAGCCCGAGGUUCCUCCGCCAGCCCCGAAGCCUCAGCCGCUGCUCCCGUCGCCCCAACCGCUGUCCCAACUUCUCCUCCCGCCACUUCCCGUGCCCCUCCGCCCGUGGCAGAAAAGCCGUCAUCUAGUUCUUUCAGAGACAGGAUUGCUGCCUUCAACAAGCCUGCUGCAGCGCCAAUUGCGCCUUUCAAGCCCGGAGGUGCAGGAACGCUUUCGUUCCCCCAGCACCCCGAGAAGCCCCAUUCAGAAACCAUACCGGCGUGAAGAUGAUGCAAAUGUAAAUGGGGCAGAAUCUAGAGAUCUAGCGGACCCCUCCGGUGCUCAACCCGAGCCGGAGGUGGAAGACCAACCGAAGCCCCAGUCUCUAAAAGAGAGGAUAGCACUUCUGCAAAAGCAACAAUUGGAGGCAGCCGCACGAAAUGCUGAGAAGAAAGAGAGGCCAAAGAAACCACCCAAGAAGAGAGUCGAGACGAGCGAGCCUGGUGAACAAAUCCAGCCACCUGAGCCGACUUUGGCGAGGCUCGAUUCCAAUGAAACUCUGGGUCGCCCGUCUGCUGAGGUAGCCGAAGGCGAACAUGACAUCCCAGGCCUCCCCCGUCGCACGACAGGCCUCAGCACGCCCCAGCCUGCUUCUCGAGAGCUCGUGAGUGAUACAAAUGACGCCGAUGACUCAGGAGCCGCAGACGACGACGACGCUCAAGAAACUUCCACGGAAGAAGAGCGUCCAAAGUCUAAAGGCACGGAUAUCCCUAUUCCAGCAGCUAUCCCCAGGAAAUCAAUGGACGAUGACCGAGAGAAACAGGGUGAGGAGGAGGAAGAAGAAGAAGAGGAGGAGGAGGAAGAGGAUGAAGAGGAGGAUCCGGAGCUCCGUCGGAGAAGAGAGCUCAGAGAUAGGAUGGCUAAGAUGAGCGGAGGUAUGGGCAUGAUGGGCAUGUUCGGCGCUCCGGCCGGGAUUGGACUUCCUGGCGCUGCGAGGAAGCCAAAAUCAGAACCCUCUCGACAGGCUUCUGAGAGCCAUCCACAGGACGAGCCUCAAGAACGAGCAGCUCCGGUGAGAAUCAUGGCCCUGCCAGGAAUGUCUCCAUCAAUACCCAAACGGCAAGAGGACCCUGUGGCUUCGCCAGAAAGUGACGAAGACGAGACUGCACGUCCGACGCCCCAAGAACCAGGCGUCCAGGGAGAGACCGAAGAUUAUAUUUCGAAACCCCUACAACGGCGCUCGACGGAUCGUCCUCCUCCACCGGUGCCACAAGACCGCGCCGCUCCUCCGCCACCACCACUACGUGAUGCUAGGGGUGCACCUCCGCCGCCACCAGAAGGCCCAAGAGCGGCUCCUCCGAUUCCCCAGUCUCCCACAGCUCGAUCCGUACCUCCCCCACCAACCUCGUUGCCACAAGCAUCGUCAGAAACUCCCGGUUACGAGGAAGAGGAUGGAGCCUACGCAUCCCCCGAAGAAGACACCCAAGAAGCGCCAGAGACCCCAGCGGCCGCACCAGCACUUCCUCCAAUGCCCCCAGUGAGACCGUCUGAGCAUUCUAUCGUGGACACCGCAUCUCCAAUUACCGAUAAACGAGCUUCACGACCGCCGCCCCCGAUUCCCAUGAGUCCGGUCUCUCCUCAGACCAGAGCUCCUCCACCUCCACCUCCAGGAGCUCCCCCAAGUCGCCGUUCGACGACUGAUUCGCGUGGUUUUGGCACUGUGCAUUCUCCCAGGCCUGGUGAUGACGACGAGGAGGAAGUCACUGAGUACGACGGAGAUUAUGAUACGGACAUUGCUUCAAGUGCAAAGCACAAAGACGCCUUGAAAGCUCACAAUCGUGAUUCAAGCCUUGACGAAGGCGCCCUCACGGAUGAUACGAAAUCCCCGAAACACGCUCCCCCGCGAGCAGCUCCUCCGUUGCCUCCAGUCAAUAUUCCGCGAGACAUGCCGCCUCCGCCUCCAUCCCUACCAACGCCCAAGAGCCGAAGGUCUAUGGACGCCCCGCGUGCAGCUCCCCCACCAGUCCCGCCGCCAAAAGUGAGUGAAGAUGAUGAUUAUGAUCCGUAUCGAUAUUCCGCGCCUCAACACCCUCCGCCACCUCUUCAUACCAAGACAACGUAUUCUACAUCACUACAGUCGCCGAGAGAGGAGCUCGAGGAAGAUGAUUUGUACAGUGCAAUGCCCCAACCGACUAUUAUACCACCCCCACCGGCAGAAAGGCCGGCUCCUCCACCGCCGCUACCAGAGCCGGCGGAGUAUAUUGCGCCGCCCACUCUCGCGCCACCUCCGCCAGCGGAAAUCCCUGAACAGAGUACCGACCUUCGAAGAUCUGGUACUCUUUCCCGCCGUUCGAUGGACCAUUCCAGAGGAAGCAAUGAACAGGGGUAUAUUGCCCAAGACAUCGACCUCGGAAAGAGCUCGAUGUGGUGGACACAAAAUAACUUACCGCCUCCUUCACUACAAGGCAGACCCGAUGUUCUAUACGAAAUGGAGACUGGUUCCUCCACCAAACGUGGAGGCAGGACCACCAUCUCGAAGGACAUUUACGUGCUUUACAUGGACUAUUCCCAGACUACAAUCAAUGUUAGCUACGACGCAGCGGAUCCAACGCACGUGACAUUGGAACAGAACCACGGAAGACCUCCCCCUGCGCCUCGGCGUGACCAACUGGAGAAUGCGUCUGUCCAAUAUGGUAAUCAGAUAGCGCGAGUGGCUAGUGGUCUUUCUGGCACAACUGUUGGCGAUGGGUCUGCCCGAGCCUUUGUCCUCGAGCUCUUCAAACCACAUCCAACAGCGCUCCUGCCGGUUGGCACGAGAGCAUAUGGUGCUCUCGUUUAUUCCAACUUAGGUAACGCAUCUACACAACAAUUCGACGAAAUCCGGCCAGGCGACAUAGUCACGUUCCGCAAUGCCAAGUUCUCGGGCCACAAAGGUGGCCUUCACCAGAAAUACAGCGUCGACGUGGGGAAACCUGAACACGUGGCUGUGGUUAUCGAUUGGAAUGGCACCAAGAAGAAGAUUCGUGCUUGGGAGCAGGGAAGAGACUUGGAAAAAGGAAAAAAGCCGAAGGUGAGGGAGGAGAGCUUCAAGGUCGGCGAUCUGAAGAGCGGAGAGGUCAUGGUUUGGAGGGUCAUGCCGAGGACUUGGGUGAAUUGGGACACUACCAAGUCGUGA